CUUGAAGAACAUCUAGAGAAGAAAAGAGGAGAGAAGGAGGCAAGAAGCUCUGCUGAAACGAAGAGCACGGACUACCAUCUUCGAUCUACCAUCUUCAAGCGAAGGCCUGGUGGUUUCCAAGUUAGGCUCUGGCGGGAUUCAAAGCCUUCAAUUAGAUGGAUUCCUGAUUAAUUAUCUCUCCCAUCUCUUCUCUAUCUUUCCUCCAUCAAAAUCAGACAGAUCGAGGGUCUGGAGACUUUGGCAGUACUGCAAAGAUUCAGGGAUCUGUCCAGAAAGCAUCAUCAUUGGGAGAGACAGACCGAUCAGGCGAUUCUCCCCUUCUCCUUUUCUUUACUCCUCUUUGUCUCCUUGAUUCUUUGUUGCUCAGUGAUUCUUUCGAGGGUAUACGGAGAUUGAGAGGUUUUCAGCCAUUUGAGUGAGAAAAUUGCAACUUCAAAACAAGCAGUUAAUGAGACUGCAAAAUGGAGCCAAGCAAAUGUAGACACCCUUAUUGUUCUGAUGGUAGAGGAAGUUAAGAAAGGAAAUAGGACUACUUCGACUUUUAAUAAAGCUGGUUGGAACAACAUUGCCAAUAACUUCAAAGAAAAAACUGGGGUCAACUAUGCCAUUGUACAGUUGAAGAACAAAGUGAACAAACUGAGGCAGGAUUAUAGUCAGUUUAAGAAGCUAUUGGAGACAACUGGUUUUGGUUGGGAUACUGCUUCAAGAACUUGUACUGUUGAUGAUGAAUCCAUCUGGGAAUCGCAUAUUAAGGAUAACCCUACUUGGGCACGAUUUAAGAAGCACGGACUACCACAAUGGCCAGAACUAUGUAUGGUAUUUGGUGAUACAUAUGCAGACGGCGAAGGAAGUGGGACUCAAACAACCGUGUUGGAAACUUUGGGGGCCGAUGAUGCUAGGAAUAUGAUUGAGUCUUGUGAUGAGUCAAGUUCCGCUGAUGAAGUUACUCCAUUAGGUGAUACUCAAACUGAAGCAGUGGAAAAAAGGCCAGCUACUAAGCAUAGGCAUGAUAGGACUCCAAAUGCGAAAAGGAGGAGGAGCAAGUCUAAUGAUUGGUCAAUGGCAUUCAAGGCAAUUCAAGAUAUGAGUAAAUUAAGGGUAGAACGAGAUGCGAGCAUGUCCACUGCUUCAACCCAAAAUGCGGAACAGAUGUAUGGGAUUACUAGGGCCAUGGAGGUGCUUGAGUCAGGAUAUGAGUUAGAUGAAGCACUAUACGAGAAAGCACUUCGGAAGUUAAUGGCUGACCCGCAAUGGAGAGAAGCAUUAAUUUCCUGCCCUCCUCAUCGGAAGUCAAUACUCCUUCGUACCCUUCAGUAGUUUGCUUCUUGAAAAGUUCUUUUAAUUAGAUAGAUUGAUAACUCUACUUGGAUUGUGCCUUGACCCUACUUUUAACUUUGAUGGUUUGCUAUGUUUUCCUUCACUUUUUAAGAUGUUAUGGAUGACUGUGUCUUGACUUUUUUUA
Molecule: messenger RNA, 1462 nt
Organism: Macadamia integrifolia
Lineage: Eukaryota; Viridiplantae; Streptophyta; Magnoliopsida; Proteales; Proteaceae
Exons: 6
Coding region: 499-1317 (272 amino acids)
Source: RefSeq, a predicted model, not a curated record